AUGUAUUCACGUGCAGAACCUGAAGACCCUGUAUUUGAAGCAUUGGAUGUAAUAUUCCGCCCCUACAACAAGGCAGGCUUUCAAGUCAAGAUGAUCAAGUGUGAUCGGGCUUUCAUUCUUCUCACGGAUGAUAUGCUAGACAAUAUGGGUGUUACUAUUGACCUGACUGCAGCUGGAGACCACGAGCCUACCGCUGAGCAAAACAAUAGGACGCUGAAAGAAAGAGUCCGAGUAGCUCUUGCACAAUUACCCUACAAAGUGAAAGACAGUAUCUCAUCACAUUUUAGUCCGCAGCAACUCAUUGAUAAUGUCAAUAUCAACUGCAAGAGUGACAUGGUUGCUGAGCUUGGACAAUAUGUUCAUGCAAUUUGGACAGAUUCCAACAAUUUGAUGGAACCCCAAAGUAUCGAAGCAAUUUACAUUGAACCUACAAAGGGACAACGUACUGGGCACCGAGUGCUCAACCUCAAUACUAAUAAGAUGAUUUCCCGACCCAAGGUCGUUGUACUACCCGUUACCGACCAAGUAAUCCAGCGUGUUGAAGCUUGGGCUGCUGCCAAAGGUGUUACUUCCAUGAAGUUAUUCGAUACGAAGAGAGAUUUGGAGACAUUUCAAGAUGGCAAUCAAAUUGCAAGAGUGAAUGACACGGAACAAGGUGGACAAUUUGAUGAUAUCAAUGACUCCAAAAGAGAAGAGCUAUUGGCAGAUGCAGACAAUGAUGUCAAUGAUAUGCCAGAACUCACUGUCAGAUUCCAAGGAGAUGAUGACUAUGAAUCAGAUGACGACAAUUUGGAUGAUGAACGUGAUGAAGAGGAAGAACCUAUUGUGGCCAAUUUGGAUCACCAUCAAGAAAAUGCCAAUAAAGGAACCGAUGAUAUUGGGAGCCUUGUUGCUGAUCUGGAGGACCUACAAGAGCCGCCAGAAGAAGAGAUUGUAUUUGAGCCUGAAACACCUCAAGUAGCAACAGUCACUUGA
Cylindrotheca closterium is the source of this 975-nucleotide messenger RNA. The record is from the annotation of a GenBank genome assembly. NCBI's taxonomy places the organism in Eukaryota, Bacillariophyta, Bacillariophyceae, Bacillariales, Bacillariaceae.